Molecule: messenger RNA, 519 nt
Organism: Sesamum indicum (sesame)
Lineage: Eukaryota; Viridiplantae; Streptophyta; Magnoliopsida; Lamiales; Pedaliaceae
Source: RefSeq, a predicted model, not a curated record
UGUCAUCUGCGUCUUGUUACAUUUUCCAUUCUCUUUCAAUUUGUAACCAGUAUGUGUAGAAAGGUGGUUUACUGCUUAUUAUGGGCUAUGGUUCUGCAGGUUUCAGCACAGUCGUGGAGCCAUGCAAAUGCCUUCUCCUGCCGAGAAGCCUCAAAUUUGCUGAGUCCAUGCUUGGCGUAUCUGAUGGGCGGAUAUAGUAGCCCGACCGCCGAGUGCUGCCAGGGCGUUAGCGCACUCAAGAAUACGGUUAAGGGGAAGGCCGACCUCAGAAGUUGCUGCGAGUGCAUGAAAGAGGACGCGUCCGGCUUCCAUUUUAUUCCCGAGAGAGCUGCGGCGCUCCCCAACAUAUGCAAAGUCCGUCUUCCUGUGCCCCUUAACCCUGAAGGCGACUAUACUGAUCGAUGUGUGUCUGAUGGAAGUGAGCUGCAUGCAAAGAACCGAAAGGUCAAAUUGGAGAGAAUUAUAAGAGAGCAACAUGUAAUAUGUAGAGUUGGCUGCAAUAAGAAGAAAAACAUAUGA